Messenger RNA from Penicillium argentinense, 2379 nucleotides. RefSeq lists its product as uncharacterized. NCBI's taxonomy places the organism in Eukaryota, Fungi, Ascomycota, Eurotiomycetes, Eurotiales, Aspergillaceae. The transcript has a single exon. The coding region runs from base 1 to 2379 and encodes 792 amino acids. The record is from RefSeq and is a predicted model, not a curated record.
AUGCCAUUCGCACCAAAUGGCGUGUUGUCACGGUUGCCCGGUACAACCAGAGCGGUGAAGCACGUCAACACGUCAGAGCAGUGUGAAGAUCACCAAAGCCAGCCACGCAUUUCCUCAUCAAAAUCCGCACAUGCUCGCUCGAUGGCAAGACUCAAUGACGAGAGUCAGCCAACUUCGGAGGGACAACCCUCCCUUGAGGUCCUAAGCCCGCAACCUUGCGCCCCUCCCGGCAAGGAUCAUCUACUCGCUUCAUUCGAGACAUCCCAUUGCCACGAGCCAGAUUCAGCCACGGACGACGGCCAGAUGUCCCGGGAUUAUGAAUACACCUCAUCCUCGAGCUCUACUCGCCAUUCCAGCAGCGACAUCUUCGGUCGCGAUGUGGAUGACGAACUCGAGCAAAUGAAGUCCCGAGCAUCGAGCCGCUCCUCGUUUUCAUCUAUACCGGCCUCGGUCCUCAUCCACCCGCUCGAAAAGAUCAACUCCAUGCGCUCGAUGAACCCCGCGGAGAAAAUGGCCGCCUACUCCGUCGAAGAAAGCGAGGCCAGUUUCGGGGAUUUCGAAGACUUUAAUAGUCCACCGAAGAAUAUCCGUACGAUCCGUCAACAACAAGCAGCGUUCCGGAAACCGAGCUCUGUUCGCGCGAUGCAGAUGCAUACGGAGGACGAGGCUGAUGAGGAUGAGUAUCUUACCCCACCUCGACGACGAAGUGGAAUGCGCGGAUCCCCUCACAAUGGCUCGCCGUUGAAGCGAUCGCCAUAUUAUUCGCCCUCGGCGAAUAAACCCAAGCCGAAGAAUGAGUAUCCACUUGUUCUUUUGCAUUGCAAUUUACUUACCCCUUCCCUUCCUGUACCCGGUGCAUCAUUGCCACAGAAUCAAGGCAUUGUCGAAGAGGUCCUGCCGCCAGAGUAUUGGAAGCGAUGGCGGAGACUCCAGGAUAAGGUUGGAUCGGGAGUUCUGCGAGACCGCGGCGUGUUGAUUUCCCACCCGGAAGACCUGUAUGACAUGCUGGAGGAGCGGCUACUGGAGAGUCUUGAGCUGCAACGUCCGCGGCUGCAUCAAGGUCACUUCCUCGGACACGAAGAGAGCGGUACUAGUUCCGAUGGAGCGUUCUCUGAUAGAGAAGAGAGUGAGACAGACGGCGAGCAAGGAGAUGAGUGUCCCGAUUGUGGCGGUCGUGUCCAGAAGCACAGUGACAGCAACCGCAAAUGGGAAAUUCGCGUCUACGCUGCGAAUGGGCUGAUGCGUGCAGGUGCGUGGGCCGCCGCCUGGAAAGAAAUGGAGAAGGUGGAUGUCGAGGUUGGGUUGUGGUUGCCUUCAGACGUGCGAAGGGCUUUGGAGAAGAGACUUGCCGAGGAGCAGGCUGUUACAAAGGAGGAUUUCGAAGUGGAUCCCCGGCGGUCGUCCGUCCAGUCUCACUCCCAGGACUUCAGCGACGCUGGGUCUUUCCAAGCAACCAGACCUCCUUUAAAGUCUGCACCGGCGCCUGUACCUGCACCUGCAUCUGUGGCUGCCGAGACCAAAUCUGCAGAGCCUCAGGCUGAACAUCCACAAGUCGAGCAGACCCGUGGAGAGAAAGAGCAACAGAUUGCUCUUCCGACUUUGCUGAUCAACUAUGUGCGUGUGCUGGCCACUGACAAACGCAACAUUGCUCUGGUUGUUAUGAGCAUUUUGGUGGUUUUCCUGGCUAUUGGGACUCGCCAGCAGCAAUUUACUCCUCCAGCCCUGCACUCAAUUCCGCGGGACAUUGUGGAAUUGCCCCAUGUUGCAGGUGUGCAAGCAAAUGAUGCUGCACCAGUGUCUGCUCCUUCUCCCAGCAUGGCUACCGCAGAGGGUUUCGUCGCUUCGGGCACUGUUGCCUCAGUAAUGGUAUCGGAGUCAGUUUUUUCUUCUGUGGAGCAAGUUGGUACAUCAACAGUAGCAGAAGAAGAUGUCCCUUCACACCCAACCCGUGAAGCUAAAACCCACUCAAUCGACUCCGAAGGUGUCGUAUCUGAGCUCGUAUCUGAGCCUGCAACUUCACACAUGGAAGCAGCCUCGCAUUCUGCUACAGCACAGGAUAAUAUAUCGACUACCGCUGGAGCCGGGAAAAUAUCUGUCCAUCCUCAGCCUCUCGAACCCGAAACUACAAGCACGCCUGCCUCAGCAGAGAGCGCUUCUUCGUCUUCCAUCUCUGAAUUGGAAACAUCAUCAGUUGAUGCCGAGGCGACUCCAACCAACACCGACCUUUCGGCACCAUCCACGCCAACGGAGGAUAUCCAACCUGAAAUUUCUGGGAGCCACACCGAGAACGCUCGCGAAACAGGAAUGGAAACCGCGAGUCACCAAACUCACAAUGAGAAUGUCAUUAUUGAUGACGAAUCUUCGCUCACUGAAGAGUGA